AUCGCACGCACCUCCCGGAUGCGAUUGAUGCGGAAAGAAUUAUAAUGUAUUUGAAUAGGCUCUCGCAUGCGAUUUCCUGAACGCGGAAAGAGUCUGUUUCAGUCGUUAGGAAAUGGAGCGGUGGUGAUUCUUAGUUUGAUAUUAUACCCGGCGCGUUGAUAAUAUUGUGAAGGGCAGAUGGAGUGGAAGUUCGCGGCUAAUGAAUAUACUUAACAGUCAGGUUUAUGCGAUGCUAAUAUCCAUCGGGAGACUAUAACGCAUAUGUCAUCUUUGCAGUCGUCUUCAUAAAAUUUGAGAUGAUUGUGACUUAUAUUUGGUAAAUAUAUUCGGGUCUGCGUGAACCUUCAACUUUGAGCAUAAGCCGUCUGUUUUCUGUACAAGUAUGUAUAAUUCUGGAAGAUGGUAGAGGAGGCUCUCGGGAGUAUUCACGUGCUUCUUCACUUUUCGGGGGUGUCGUGGGAAUCGGCGAGGCACAAGGAAUGUGAAUGUGUGGCGACGUGACGUGUUUCGGUGAUUAAACGUAUAUGGCCUUCGGUGAUUAUUGGUGUGGAACUUGGUGUGGAAGACGGACAGCCAAGUCCUUUGGACAUCUUGCAGGGCUGUUGCCAGUCUGGUAGGCAAAGGGUGUAAAAGACUGGCUGGUUAACCGCAAUAAUUUUGUUUUGGAAGUGACUAUCCCUGACCAGGGAUCUACCGGAGUACCACUGGAUACCGCAUCGUCAACAGCGGAGACGGAAAAGUCAGGAUGCCUCAGCGCCGCUCGUCACCCACGGCGGACAAGAACCGGCUCGACGAGUUUAUCAGGUCGACCCUCUCCAAGAACAGCAUCGUUGACGAGGCCCAGGCCACCAUCAUCCUCCAACAAGAGGCGCCGGCCGAUAUAGCACAGACCGUGGCCAACUACCUGAAGCUGCCUCAUCCCAGCCACGACUGGAUCAAACAGUGGGAGGCCGACUACUUCACCAACGGCGUCAUGGAGCUGAUGGGCACCUCGCCCGUGCUGCCACCUGGCGGCGAGCCGGUGAAGUACACGGCCAGGCAGCUCGGCAUGUCUAUCACGGCAAUGAAGUUCGCCCUGGCCUGCCACAGAGGCGAGUAUGAAGCCGAGUUCGGCGGUCAGACGGGAGGCGUCCGCUACCUGAUGAGGCAGCUGGAGGAGUGGCCGAACCCCAACAAGCCGCUCCUCACGCACCAGCAGCUCUCCAACCUCCGCGAGUACCUCACUAAAAUUUUCAGCCACUCGUUCGUGUCUCAGCUGCUGCUGCGGCCCCGCGUCGAGGCUCCCUAUCGGCUCGAAUGGAAGAUCAACCGACCGCUGACGCUGCGGCUGCCCUCGCCCGAGCCGCCGCCCGACCGCAAGGCCGCCAAGAAGAAGUCCCCAAAGCAGAAGAAGCCGAAGAAGGGUAAGAAGGGCAGCGCGUCGCCGGUGGAGGAGCGCACGCACGAUGCGGCCACGCAGCUGCGUCCGCCGGGCUACCUGCCUCUGAGGAUGGCCGCGCCGCUACCGCUGCUCUACAAACUCUACACCGGGGAGGAGUACGACGAGGAGGCCAUGGCCAAAAAGAAGAAGGGAAAGCGGAAGUAGAUGGAAGAUAUGUGGUCGUGGUGCAGGAAAUGGAGGUCCUGGAAUGAAGUCAUGGAGAUGAUUGUGAUUGUGAUGGAUUUGCAUUUCGUUUGAGUUCCGGAGUUGCGCAGGAGUUUUUGUGGCGCCGCACACAUUUGAUGAAUGAAUGAAUGAUCGAAUUUAA
Messenger RNA from Amphibalanus amphitrite, 1748 nucleotides. RefSeq lists its product as uncharacterized. The record is from RefSeq and is a predicted model, not a curated record. Bases 746 to 1585 code for a protein of 279 amino acids. Lineage: Eukaryota; Metazoa; Arthropoda; Thecostraca; Balanomorpha; Balanidae. The transcript has 4 exons.